AUGCCAUUUAGCCUAAAGAAUGCAGGUGCAACAUAUCAAAGACUAAUGGACAAGGUAUUCUAUCAGCAGAUAGGUCAGAAUAUGGAGAUCUAUGUAGAUGACAUGGUGGCCAAGACUCCAUCAGAAGGAUCGCACUCUCUUGUUACUGAGACAGGAAAAGAACAAAAAUCGGUAUACUUCGUUGGUAGAGUCAUGCAACCAACAGAAAGAAGAUAUCCCAGAAUAGAACAAUUUGCCCUGGCACUGAUAACAACAGCAAAGAGACUAAGGCACUACUUCCAGAGCCACACAAUAGUUGUAAGGACAAACCAACCAUUAAGGCAGAUACUGACAAAGCCAGAAUUGACAAAACAGUUAACCAAAUGGCCAACUCUGAAAUCACAGAUCUUGGCAGACUUUGUUUUUGAACUUACAACCAAUGAGAAGCAUGAUGAACAGGUUUGGGAGUUACAAGUGGAUAGAGCAUCAAACCGCGAGGGGAGUGAAGCUGGGAUAAUACUAAAGGAAGGAGAAACAGUAAUGGCCGAACAGUCCAUUCAAUUCCAUUUCUCGGCAAGCAAUAACCAAGCUGAGUAUGAGGCGCUCAUAGCAGGUCUAAAGCUCGCACUCAGUUUCCAAGUACAUCGCCUAAUAGUAUACUGUGAUUCCCUGUUGGUAGUCAAACAAAUCAAAAGAGAUUUCCAGGUAAAAGAUCCUCUGUUAGAGUGGUAUUGGCUCAUAGCAAAGGAUCUUAUUUCAAAGUUUGAUAAAUCCACUAUAUCGCAUGUGCAUAGAGAGAAGAGCACUAGAGCAGACAUAUUAUUUAAACUUGCCGCUACUAGAGCAAACACACACACGUCGGCACUAGCACAACUUACACUAGAAAAUCCAAGUAUCGAAUCAUUAUGCAUAAUGAAUAUCACUCAUACAAACAACUGGAGAAUACCUUUUCUUGAAUAUAUUAGUGCAGGGAUCAUUCCCAAAAACGAGACUAAUCCUCAAAUCUUUAGACGAAAAGCAAGUUUUUAUACAACUGUGGCAGGAGAACUGUACAGACGAGGUUUCUCGUAUCCACUACUAAAAUGCCUUCACAAGAACAAAGCCAACGAAGUCAUGACCGAGGUCCAGGAGGACGUGUGUGGCAACCACAUAGGAGGCCGAGUACUGGCAGCCAAAAUUAUCCAAACAGGAUAUUACUGGCCAACAAUGAAAAGGGACUGCAUAGUGAAGGUAAAACCAUGUGACAACUGUCAAAAGCAUGUCGCUAUUUCAAUGAAGCCUACCAAAUUGUUACGCAGCAUGGAGGUAAACUGA
Molecule: messenger RNA, 1293 nt
Organism: Arachis duranensis
Lineage: Eukaryota; Viridiplantae; Streptophyta; Magnoliopsida; Fabales; Fabaceae
Exons: 3
Coding region: 1-1293 (430 amino acids)
Molecular function (GO): nucleic acid binding; RNA-DNA hybrid ribonuclease activity
Source: RefSeq, a predicted model, not a curated record